CUUGGAAGAAAAUACUCGCCUCCCUCCCGUUCAUGGAUCUCUCGAGCUUGUCAGCUAGCACAAGUCUGCCUGUUUCAACCAGCAUAUUUAUGGUUUAAUGCUUUUAAUGAACAACAGCCAAUAAAAAAUAUCCGUUAUGGCUUCUCGAGCAGGUCCGAGAGCAGCAGGCACAGAUGGUAGUGACUUUCAGCACCGGGAGCGGGUUGCCGCACACUACCAGAUGAGCGUUGCCCUGAAGUCUGAAAUCCGUAAACUCAACAUUGUUCAUGUGCUGAUCUGGGUGCUAAUGGCAGCUCAGGUGACAGUCAGCCAGCUGAGCCUGGUGUCGCACAAGGUUGUUGCCUCUCCAUACCAGUGGGAGUACCCGUACCUCCUGAGCAUAAUUCCCUCAAUCUUCAGCUUCUUGGCAUUGCCCCGCAACAACAUCAGCUACUUGGUCAUCUCCAUGAUCAGUGCCGGGCUCUUCUGCGUGGCCCCGCUGAUCUAUGGCAGCAUGGAAAUGUUCCCCGUGGCACAGCAGCUCUAUCGGCACGGCAAAGCCUACCGAUUCAUAUUUGGCUUUUCUGCCGUGACGGUUAUGUACCUGGUGAUCGUCAUUGCUGUGCAGGUGCACGGCUGGCAGAUCUACUACAGCAAGAAGCUGCUGGACCAGUGGUUCACCAGCACACAGGAGAAGAAGAAGAAAUGAGUCCACUGUGGACAAGAGGAUCUCAGAGCUGAGGCGUUUUUUUUGGAAACCAGACACAGAACUGGUGGAUUAAGACAGCCAAGACCAAGAGAAGAGACUCUCAAAACUAUUGUGGUCCUUCGUCAUCGUUUUCUAUAUUUAUAUUUGACAGUAAUAACAUCAUUGUUCAAUUGUUCGCAGAAAAAUCAUUCCCUGCGUUGCUUGUGACUGCUGCCAUCACUCUGUACAUCAAUCCUCCUGGCAUUUAAAAUAAUAAACUGUAAAUGUUUAC
Molecule: messenger RNA, 959 nt
Organism: Sander lucioperca (pikeperch)
Lineage: Eukaryota; Metazoa; Chordata; Actinopteri; Perciformes; Percidae
Gene: jagn1b
Product: jagunal homolog 1b
Exons: 5
Coding region: 137-688 (183 amino acids)
Biological process (GO): endoplasmic reticulum organization; vesicle-mediated transport; granulocyte colony-stimulating factor signaling pathway
Cellular component (GO): endoplasmic reticulum membrane
Source: RefSeq, a predicted model, not a curated record